This is a messenger RNA of Pyrus x bretschneideri (Chinese white pear), 1264 nucleotides long. Its product is annotated as pre-mRNA-splicing factor syf2. The coding region runs from base 197 to 1075 and encodes 292 amino acids. Gene Ontology annotation, cellular component: Prp19 complex; catalytic step 2 spliceosome; post-mRNA release spliceosomal complex. The record is from RefSeq and is a predicted model, not a curated record. NCBI's taxonomy places the organism in Eukaryota, Viridiplantae, Streptophyta, Magnoliopsida, Rosales, Rosaceae. The transcript has 5 exons.
AUAUAUAAAAAAGCAAAAAGGAAUUUUCUUUUUCUUCGAAUCUCAUUCGUCCAAUUCGCGCGUUAGUCCUAAGCCAUUUGUUCUUCAUCCUCUUUCCCCAAUCAAAACCUAAAUCUAGAAGCAGUGAGCUCGCCAAUCGAAUCAAAUCUUUGCGCAGGUAGCAGCAAAGAUAUAGAAGGUUCGAAGGGCGGAAAAUAUGUCUGAUGAGCAAAGAGUUCACCCGGAUUGCAGAAAUGCAUCCAAUCCAUACCAUGAAUGCAGCGAGUAUUGCUUUACAGUUAUUGCCGAAGCCAAGGCUCGAAUGCCUCAAAUCCAAUCAGAUCCUGAAGAACAUGCUGAUGAUGGCGAUGCCUAUCCUCAAGAACAUGCUGAUGAUGAUGAUGCCCAUCCUCUCGAGGAGAAUAUAGAAGGAGACUUCCAAAACUUAACAGGGAGGAAGAGAAAAUUGGCAGAAUUGAGGAAGAAAUUGGGUGAGGCAAAGAAACAAAAUCAAACGGAGAUUACGGCCGAAAAGAAAAGACUGGAACCCCGACAUGAGUCCAGGGGAAUUUCGAAACAAAAAUGGGUUGAAGAGAGGAAGAAAAGAAUCGGCAAACUUCUAGAUGCCAAUGGUUUGGAUAUGAAAAGUGCAUACAUGCUAGAUACGCAAGAGAUGGCAGAGGAAAAAUAUAAGAAAUGGGAAAAGGAUCCUGCCCCAGUUGGCUGGGAUGUUUUCAAUCAGAAAACUCUGUACAAUGCAUACAAAAAGCGGACGAAGAACAUUGAUAUUGACUUGGAAGAAUACAAUAGGAUGAAAGAAGCUGAUCCGGAGUUCUAUCGUGAAGCUUCCAGCCUCCAAUAUGGGAAGGCUCCAAAGAUAUCAGAGGAUAAACUUGACAAGAUGGUGAAGGAACUCAAGGAUCGGGAAGAGAAGAAGGCUUCCUUCAGCAGGAGGAGGAGGUUCCACGAUGAGAAAGAUAUUGACUCGAUCAAUGACCGCAAUGAGCAUUUCAACAAGAAGAUUGAGCGAGCCUUUGGUAAAUACACGUUGGAAAUCAAAAACAAUCUUGAGCGCGGAACUGCAUUGCCCGACUAAGGUAAACGUAGCAAAAUGCACUGCCUUUUGAUGUUUGUCUAAUUGUGAAAGUCAACUGGCUGACGGGAACUUAUGAUUCCCUCGGCUUACUGCUACUGGCAGCUUCGGUGCCGAUGAAUUGUAAUAAUAGAAUACAUGUUGGAACUAAGGUGAAAUGGUUUGUGAUAUUCAGAUUUUGUUCUAGUUGAA